Molecule: messenger RNA, 1823 nt
Organism: Dictyostelium purpureum
Lineage: Eukaryota; Evosea; Eumycetozoa; Dictyosteliales; Dictyosteliaceae
Product: 3-phosphoglycerate dehydrogenase
Exons: 3
Coding region: 335-1558 (407 amino acids)
Molecular function (GO): NAD binding; oxidoreductase activity, acting on the CH-OH group of donors, NAD or NADP as acceptor
Source: RefSeq, a predicted model, not a curated record
CAAAAAGAAUAUUUCUAAUUCAUCCAAUAGUUUUUAGAUAGUUAAAAGAGUAGUAGUUUGAAAAAGAAAUUUUUAAAAAAUUUUUAAAUAAUUAAAAAAAAAACUAAAAAACUAAAAACUAUUUUUUUUUUAAAAUUUUUUUAUUUAUUUUAAUUUUUUUCAUUUUAUAUCACAAUUAAUUCGUUGAUAACUGCAUCGUUUUCUUUUUCUUUUUUUUUUUUUUUUUUUCAUAAUCUUUAAUACAAAAAUCUCAAUUACUUUUAAAAGUAAUAAUCACUAAAUAAAUUCUUUGUAUUAUUUAGAUAAUAUCACACAUAUACAUAUAUAAAAAAUAAUGGACACAACUACAUCAUUCCCAAAAGAUAAAAUUAAAAUCUUAUUAUUAGAAAAUAUUCAUUCUGCUGCAAUUAAACAAUUCAAUGACCAAGGUUUUCAAGUAGAAUCAAUUUCAUCAUCAUUACCAGAAGAAAAAAUUAUUGAAAAAAUUAAAGAUGUCCACGUUUUAGGUCUUAGAAGCAAAACUAAAGUCACUGAAAAGAUAUUAGAUGCAGCCAAUAGAUUAUUAGCAAUCGGUUGUUUUUGUAUUGGUACCGAUCAAGUAGAUUUACAUGCCGCUGAAAAAAGAGGUAUCCCAGUUUUCAACUCACCAUUUUGCAACAGUCGUUCAGUAGCCGAGUUAAUUAUCGCAGAGAUCAUUAUUCUUUCAAGAAAAUUAGGUGAUCGUAGUAAAGAAAUGCACGAAAAGAAAUGGAGAAAAGAGUCUAAAGCUUGUCACGAAAUUAGAGGUAAAUCAUUAGGUAUUAUUGGAUAUGGUCAUAUUGGUAGUCAACUCUCAGUAUUGGCUGAAGCUAUGGGUAUGUCAGUUUCUUACUAUGAUAUUGCUCGUCGUCUUCCAUUGGGUAACUCUAAAAUGUGUCCAGAUUUAAAGAGUUUAUUAGAAUCAAACAAUUUUAUUACCUUACAUGUUCCAGAUACUGAACUCACUAGAGGUAUGAUUGGUGAAGAAGAAAUCAAUACAAUGAAAAAAGGUACCUACCUCUUAAAUGCCUCACGUGGCAAAGUAGUUCAAAUCCCACAUUUAGCCGCUGCUCUUAGAUCUGGCCAUUUAGCUGGUUGCGCCGUUGAUGUUUAUCCAAGUGAGCCAGAAGCUAAUUGCGAUGAUUGGGAAACUGAACUCCAAGGUUGUCCAAAUACUAUUUUAACACCACACAUUGGUGGCAGCACAGAAGAAGCUCAAGAAGCUAUUGGUCUCGAAGUUAGUGAUCUCAUCAUUUCUUUCAUUAACAGUGGUGCCUCCGCUGGUUCUGUUAACUUCCCAGAAGUUACCAUGCCAUAUAGUCCAUCAACUCAUCGUAUUCUCAAUAUUCAUAACAACAAGCCUGGUGUUUUAAGAGAUAUCAAUAAUAUUUUAUCAGAAUUCAAUGUAUCUGGUCAAGUACUUUCAACAAGAAAACAAAUUGGUUAUAUUAUUGCUGACGUAGAUUCCAAGGCUUCCAAAGAAAUUAAAAAGAAAAUCAGCGAUCUUCCAAACUCUAUCCGUACCCGUAUUCUCUAUUAGAUAUAAUUCAUUAGUUAAAUUAUUAAUUUAAUUUAAUAUAUAAAUUUAUAAUUAAUAAUAAUAAUAAUUAAUAGUAAUAAUAGAAACAACAGUAAUAUUAAUAUAUAAUAUUAUUGUCCAGUUCUAUUUAGUACUAUUUUUAAAAUAUCUAUCCAUCCAAAAAAAUCCAAACCAAUUUGUAAAUUAGCAAAUCAAAAAAAUAUAAAAAAAUAAAGAAAUAAAUUAAAAUAUUAUUUAUUUAAAUAAAAAAACAAAUCAACGCAUU